CAUCCUCUCGGCAUCUUCCAAUGACUCACACGCUCCCCCUCCCCCCGCAUGUCACACGUUUUCGCCCCAUCUCCUCCCGCCUCCCCGCGUUCGCUGCCUCUUAUUCGUCCGCUUCCACUCACCUACUACGCCAGGCUUCAAAUACGCUGCAGGAUGUCUAUAUUGAAUAUUGUUGCCAGGGAGAUCCUGGACUCCAGGGGAAACCCCACUGUGGAAGUGGAUCUGCAUACAGACAAAGGUCUGUUCAGGGCUGCCGUGCCCAGCGGCGCGUCCACCGGCAUCUAUGAGGCUCUGGAGCUCCGGGACGGAGACAAGACGCGCUACAAGGGCAAAGGUGUAACCAAAGCUGUUGGCCACAUUAAUGACACCCUUGCACCUGCCCUCAUCCAGUCGGGAACCAGUGUGUUAGAGCAGGAGAAACUGGACAACAUGAUGAUUGGAAUGGACGGCACUGACAACAAAUCUAAGUUUGGGGCCAACGCUAUUCUGGGCGUGUCUCUGGCCGUCUGCAAGGCCGGCGCGGCAGAGAAAGGAGUCCCCUUGUAUCGCCACAUUGCCGAUUUGGCCGGAAACAGAGAGCUGGUGCUGCCUGUUCCUGCGUUCAACGUGAUCAACGGGGGCUCCCAUGCCGGGAACAGACUGGCCAUGCAGGAGUUCAUGGUGCUUCCUGUUGGGGCGGAGUCGUUCCGCAACGCGCUCCGCGUGGGGGCCGAGCUCUACCAGACGCUGAGAGGCGUCAUCAAGGAGAAAUACGGCCAGGAUGCCACCAACGUGGGGGAUGAGGGAGGCUUUGCCCCCAACAUCCAGGAGAACAGUGAAGCGCUGGAGCUGAUAAAGACGGCCAUAGAGAAAGCGGGCUUCACGGACAAAGUGGUGAUAGGGAUGGACGUCGCUGCCUCCGAGUUCUUCAUCGAGGGCAAGUACGACCUUGACUUCAAGUCUCCCCCCAACGCCGCGCGCAACAUCAGUGCCGAGGAGCUGGCCGGCAUCUACCAGGGCUUCAUCAGCAACUACCCUGUUGUGUCCAUUGAAGACCCGUUUGACCAGGACGACUGGCCUGCUUGGUCACAGUUCACAGCCUCAGUGGGCAUCCAGGUGGUUGGCGAUGAUCUGACAGUGACUAACCCUCGCAGGAUACAGCGAGCUGUGGAGGACAAGGCCUGUAACUGCCUGCUGCUCAAAGUCAACCAGAUUGGUUCGGUCACCGAGGCCAUCAAGGCGUGUAAACUGGCCCAGGAGAACGGCUGGGGCGUGAUGGUGAGCCACCGCUCGGGGGAGACGGAGGACACGUUCAUAGCCGAUCUGGUGGUUGGUCUGUGCACUGGGCAGAUCAAGACUGGAGCUCCCUGUCGGUCCGAGCGCCUGGCCAAGUACAAUCAGCUCAUGAGGAUUGAGGAGGAGUUGGGCGACCAGGCCCGCUUUGCUGGGCACAGCUUUCGCAAUCCCAGCGUCCUAUAAGCGCUCCUGCCCUCAGCAUAGAGAAAAUAUAUAGAAAUGAUGGCAUAUAUGCAUAACUCACAUGUUUCACUUGAAUUCAUUAAAACUACACCUACACCAUACGUAAGAUUCGCUGUACAGCAUAUUGAUCUGAUGCUUGGGAUUGAUGAGCACAGCUGGUUGCAGUAAAUCCCAAGUCUAGUGGUAAUAAAUGUGCUUUAAUAAUGUGUCUUUCCUCAACGUACCGUUACAGCAUUUCUUCAUUCAACCUGAUCGCUCUGAUUGUCUCCUCACUUGCGCUGCUGAAACGUUCUGACCUUUUGUGUCCCGUUGUGUCCAUCCUACUCCUGUCUCUCAUGAUCUGCUACAAAAAUUGUGUCUGAGGUUAAGCAAAAUAAAGAAAUGGUCUAUGUGAACUUAAA
Molecule: messenger RNA, 1859 nt
Organism: Betta splendens (Siamese fighting fish)
Lineage: Eukaryota; Metazoa; Chordata; Actinopteri; Anabantiformes; Osphronemidae
Product: gamma-enolase-like
Exons: 13
Coding region: 49-1458 (469 amino acids)
Biological process (GO): glycolytic process
Cellular component (GO): phosphopyruvate hydratase complex
Molecular function (GO): magnesium ion binding; phosphopyruvate hydratase activity
Source: RefSeq, a predicted model, not a curated record